Molecule: messenger RNA, 1461 nt
Organism: Trichoderma asperellum CBS 433.97
Lineage: Eukaryota; Fungi; Ascomycota; Sordariomycetes; Hypocreales; Hypocreaceae
Molecular function (GO): iron ion binding; heme binding; oxidoreductase activity, acting on paired donors, with incorporation or reduction of molecular oxygen
Source: RefSeq, a predicted model, not a curated record
AUGCUUUGGGGCCACUUGAAAAUCUUUGGCCAGUACGUUAAGAGUUUCCCCCAGGGAGCGUACAUCCAGCCUACCAUCACGCAGCUCAAAAUUGACUACAAUCUCCCCGACAUCUUCUACCUUGACCUCUGGCCACUUGGCCCGCAAUUCAUGAUUCUCGCUGCUCCCGAAGCCUGUGCUAUCCCAACAACCGAGAAUACCUUUGACCAGCACGAGGUGGUGACCGAUUUUUUCAACCGUGGCGUCGGUACUGGUUUUAUCGAAGCGACAAAUGGAGCCCUCUGGAAACAUCUGCACCGAACGCUCGCACCUGGGCUCACUCCAAGUAUUGUAAAGGGAUACUAUCCCACUAUCGUCGAGCAGGCUGUAGCUAUUCGCCGCCGCUUCGGGGGUAUAGCCAAAUCUGGCGAGGUUGCUGAUAUACGUCACGAACUUGGCCACUUUCCGUUCAACGUGAUGGGAAAAGUCCUUUUGGAUGAGACACUCAGCGCACAAAUCUAUAAAGACAUCUGCGCCGCAUUUGAUGCCCAGACUGCCGUCAAUUGUACUGAUAACCCUUUUACGAAGUGGCGGCUUGGCAAGGAUGUGAGGCGUAAGUGGAAACGUAUAGAAACAGCUCUCGAGCCAAAAAUAAGAGCUCGGUUCACUGCCCUUCAACAGCAGGACGUUGCUUCAACCAAGAGUAGUGCCACUAGCUUGCUUGAUAGGAUGAUGCUGUCAGAGGUUCAGAACGGACGUUCUUUGGGGCAGGACCUCAUGCAGCUAAUACUGGACAAUGCAAAGGGCUUAUUACUCGCUGGAUUCGGCACCACCGCGGAUACAUCAACAUACAUAUUGAUGCUUCUUAGUGCAUUCCCAGAAGCACUCCAGAAGCUAAGAGAGGAACACGACCGUGUCUUUGACAAGGACCAUGACAAGUCUGUUCAGAUGCUUCAGGAGCAGCCCGGGCUCAUUAGGAAUCUAGCAUACACUACGGCGGUCAUCAACGAGACCCUGAGGAUGUUCAAUGCUGGCCUCAGUAUUCGUGUAGGGCCAUCUACCAUGCCCACCAUGGAAUAUAAGGGACGGUCAUAUCCCUUGAAGGAUCAGGUCGUCGCCAUUUCCCAGCACGCAAUGCACUGCGAUUCCAAGUACUUCGAUGAACCGAAGCUGUUUAAGCCGGAGCGUUUCUUGUCCGAAGAACCGAGCUUUCCCCGCAACGCGUACCGUCCCUUUGAGAAGGGCUUGCGGUCCUGCCUCGGCCAGCCACUGGCCAUGGACGAGAUGAAGAUUAUGCUUGUCAUGGUGGCGCGCUCGUUUGACUUUGAGCUCAGGGACCACAAUCCCUCGGAUAAACCAAAGUAUUCGUUUACCGACUUGGACACGAAACUAGGCGACCAUGCCAUUCAACAUUGGGCGUAUACGGCGGGGCCGGCUGGCAAAGUCAUGAUGAAGGUGACGGAGAGAUCAGCUGCGAAUUAG